Bombus pyrosoma is the source of this 2256-nucleotide messenger RNA. It is a transcript of the gene qm, whose product is annotated as geranylgeranyl pyrophosphate synthase. Gene Ontology annotation, molecular function: prenyltransferase activity. NCBI's taxonomy places the organism in Eukaryota, Metazoa, Arthropoda, Insecta, Hymenoptera, Apidae. Gene Ontology annotation, biological process: isoprenoid biosynthetic process. Bases 169 to 1095 code for a protein of 308 amino acids. The transcript is spliced from 7 exons. The record is from RefSeq and is a predicted model, not a curated record.
GCAGACGACGCAGCGUACAGUCAGUAUCGGGAUAUCGGCUUUUAUGCACGCGGAAACUCGACAGUUCGUCAGUAUAAUUGAUUUCCUCGUAUGCGUUAGUCUUGACUGAUCGCAUUUAGUAAAAUAGUCACGAUCUAACUCGAAGCUUAAACCGUGCUGGAAGAUAUUAUGGAGCAAAAUAAAAAGACACCUUACUCGCAUUCCGGUGACAAGGAGGAAGAUGAGAUAUUAUUGCUACCAGUUACUUACAUUCUCCAAAUUCCUGGGAAACAAAUCAGGGCCAAAUUAAUACAAGCUUUCAAUUACUGGUUAAAAAUACCGCAAGAUAAGUUCCACGCUGUCAGAGAUAUUAUACAGCUACUUCAUACCUCCAGUCUCCUAAUUGAUGACAUUCAAGAUAAUUCAGUUUUAAGAAGGGGCAUUCCUGUAGCUCAUAAUAUUUAUGGUGUAGCAAGUACAAUAAAUGCUUCAAAUUAUGGUUUAUUUAUCGCUUUAGAAAAAGUAAUGGCUUUAAAUCAUCCUGAGGGUACUCAAGUAUAUUUGCAGCAGUUAUUAGAACUUCAUAGAGGUCAGGGUAUGGAACUGUAUUGGAGAGAUAAUUAUAUGUGUCCCUCUGAAACAGCGUAUAAACAAAUGAUAAUCCGAAAAACUGGUGGGCUUUUUAAUAUGGCUAUAAGAUUAAUGCAAUUAUUUUCCGACUCUAAAGAAGAUUACGUAUCUUUAGUUAGUAUGUUAGGACUUUACUUCCAAAUUCGAGAUGAUUACUGUAACCUGUGUGUAAAAGAGUAUGCCCUUAAUAAAAGUUAUUGCGAAGAUCUCUCAGAAGGAAAAUUUAGUUUUCCCAUUAUACAUGCUUUACGGACUCAUCCAGAAGAUAGACAAAUAUUAAGUAUUCUUAGACAACGCACUAAGGAUAACGAGGUAAAACGGUAUUGUGUUAACUUGCUAGAAAAGUUUGGAUCUUUUGCCUACACAAGAACCGUAUUGGAAGAUAUGGACAAAGAAGUAAGGAAGAAGAUUCAAUGUCUAGGUGGAAAUCCUUUAUUAGUACGACUGUUAGAUGAAUUGAUGAACUGGAAACAUCAUGAUUCUUAGCAACAUGAUAAAAAUGAUAAAGAAGAAGCACUUUGAUUAUAUUUUACCAUUUGCAAUUAUGUAUAUACGAUCUAAGUUAUAUAUAUUUCAUGUUUUCUAUGAUUAGUAGAUAUCUGAUAGUUAAGACCAACAAUCUUAUAUAAUAUUUGUAAGAGAAAAAAGUUAUAGAGGUGCUUCUAAUUCUUUUUCUUUGAUAUGUAAAUAAUACAUAUCAUUAAUGAUUAAAAUUAUUUUAAAAUUUAUAUAUAAAGGAUAAUAGGUCUUUUUUUUCCUUAUGUUGUUUAUCGGGUCAUUGUAGUUGAAGUUCAAAUGCUAGUUGCUAUAUAGAAAAUAUUAACAUAACAUAUUAAAUUUUGUAAUACAAAAUGCAAUGAGUGAAAUACUUUCCAGUAACACAAAUGACAGUGUUUUAGUAUAAGUCUGUCGGCAUUUUUUUGAUAAGUAAAUAUUUAUAAGUAUGCAAGCACAUAUUUACUUUUUAAAUUAAGUUCGUUAUUAUGAUUUCAUAUGUUUUUUACAAACAGUACAAAUGUAGAUUACUAGUUUUGCUAAACAUGAAACUUAAUAAUUUGAGAUUAUUUUCAAUUGACUUUUAAUAUAUAUUUCAUAACAGACAACUGUGUAUUGAUUCUGAUGGAAUAUUUUUAACAAAAGAUUAUCUCGAUCAUGGGGUAAAUAUCUAAAAAAAGCUUAAGAAUAUUUUGAGAAUAUUGUAUUUAUAUGCAUUGAACAAUUAGAAGAAAAAUGAAAUUAAUUUAUUAUAUUAUAUAAUUACUAAUAUGUUUAUUGAACAAAGCGAUCAUCAUUACUGUAUUAUAUUCUUUAUGUAUUCGGAAUGAACUAAUGAUAAUAAAUAAAUCCGAAUUUUCUUGUUCUGAUAGAAAUGAAAGUUAUAAUAAAGAAGUAGUGUGAAAUGAUUUUAGCAAUUACGUUUUCACGAACUUUUAUCAUCAUGUACAAUAAUUUAAUAAGUGCAAUAAAUAAUAUUGAACUUAUAAUUAGUAUCAACUGCUUGUAUGGAAAUUUUACCACUGAUUUCUACCUUGUGGAAUCAUACAUUGUACGAAUUAGUAAUGUGAUAUACACAACAUGUAUUAUUGCAUACAAAACUAUUUGUAGUGAAUAAAUACAUAUAUCUUCAUUAAAUUUAAGCAACACAUA